CUCCCGGUCCCAGGGGCAAGCAGAGGAAGAUGGGAGCGUCUGUCAGACACUGCCUGCACCUGCUGAGUGAUGCUGUGCAGACCUGUGCCCUGAGGGGACCACUCUGCAAGGAGUGCCAGGCCUGGUUGCCAAAGGAGAAGGGGACUCGAGCUAUAGCUGGAUCCAUUGGACGUGGUGAGGCAUCUUGGUUGCUUCCAUCGAUGGUACUCCUGCUGGGUCCAGACCUGUAGAGCGAGGUCCUCCGUGCGGAUGGAAGAAGCGAGCCUGUGCCUUGGCGUGUCCUCGGCGGUGCCCGAAGCCGAGCCCCGCCUGGGCGGCCCCAUCCUCAAUGGGCAGUAUGCCAUGAGUCAGAAGCUGCACCACAUCACCUCGCAGCUCAGCCAUGCCUUCCCCGAGCUGCACCCACGGCCCAACGCUGAGGAGAAGACCUCCGCGCCCCUGGAGGAGAAGGCCCACGUCCCCAUGAGCGGCCAGCCCAUGGGCAGUCAGAUGGCGCUCCUGGCCAACCAGCUUGGCCGGGAGGUCGACACCAGCCUCAAUGGGCGCGUGGACCUGCAGCAGUUCCUCAACGGGCAGAACCUGGGCAUCAUGUCCCAGAUGAGUGACAUUGAGGACGACGCGCGCAAGAACCGCAAGUACCCAUGCCCUCUCUGCGGCAAGCGCUUCCGCUUCAACAGCAUCCUCUCCCUGCACAUGCGCACCCACACUGGCGAGAAACCCUUCAAGUGCCCCUACUGCGACCACCGGGCGGCGCAGAAGGGGAACCUCAAGAUUCACCUGCGGACCCACAAGCUGGGCAACCUGGGCAAGGGACGCGGGCGCGUGCGCGAGGAGAACCGCCUGCUGCAUGAGCUGGAGGAGCGGGCCAUCCUGCGGGACAAGCAGAUGAAGAGCAGCCUGCUGCAGCCCCGGCCCGACCUGAAGCCCCCGCUGCACGCCCAGCAGGCCCCCCUGGCCAAUUGCAACCUCGCCCUGCCGGCCAACCACGGUGCGCCCGACGUCACCAACCCGGUGCCCUCGCCCAAGCCGGCCAACGUGCAGGAGGACGCGGCAGCGCCGGCCGCCGGCUUCCGCUGCACCUUCUGCAAGGGCAAGUUCAAGAAGCGCGAGGAGCUGGACCGCCACAUCCGCAUCCUGCACAAGCCCUACAAGUGCACGCUGUGCGACUUCGCCGCCUCGCAGGAGGAGGAGCUCAUCAGCCACGUGGAGAAGGCCCACAUCACCGCCGAGUCGGCCCAGGGCCAGGGCCCCAAUGGUGGCGGGGAGCAGGCGGCCAACGAGUUCCGCUGCGAGGUGUGCGGGCAGGUGUUCAGCCAGGCGUGGUUCCUGAAGGGGCACAUGCGAAAGCACAAGGACUCCUUCGAGCACUGCUGCCAGAUCUGCGGCCGGCGCUUCAAAGAGCCCUGGUUCUUGAAGAACCACAUGAAGGUGCAUCUCAACAAGCUGUCGGUGAAGAACAAGUCCCCCAGUGACGCUGAGGUGGCCGUGCCCAUGGGCAGCAUGGCCCAGGAGGCCCACGCCAACCUCUACUCCAGGUACCUCUCCUGCCUGCAGAGUGGCUUCGUGGCCCCGGACAAGGCCAGCCUCGGUGAGCCGGGCCAGCUCUUCGGCAAAGGGGAGCUGCCCGUGAAGGAGAAGGAAGUCCUGGGCAAGUUGCUGUCGCCCCUCUCCAGCAUGGCCCACAGUGUCCCUGAGGGGGACAAGCACUCCCUCCUGGGGUGCCUCAACCUCGUGCCCCCGCUGAAGUCCAGCUGCAUUGAACGGUUGCAGGCAGCGGCCAAGGCGGCGGAGAUGGACCCUGUGAACAGCUACCAGGCUUGGCAGCUCAUGGCCAGGGGCAUGGCCAUGGAACAUGGCUUCUUGUCUAAAGAGCAUCCGCUCCAGCGCAGCCACGAAGACACUUUGGCAAACGCCGGCGUGAUGUUUGAUAAGGAGAAGCGGGAGUACAUGCUAGUGGGAGCAGAUGGCUCCAAGCAGAAAAUGCCUGCUGAUCUGGUUCAGAGCGCUAAAGUGGGCAAUCAGCGAGACCUGCCAAAUAAGCGCGACCCUUUAGAAGGCAGUCGGGAUUUUUUGUCACACGGCCUGAACCAGGCACUGGAAUACAGCCUGCAGGGACAUGGGAAUCUGAAGGAGAAGCCCACCGAGUGCCCUGACUGUGGCCGGGUCUUCCGCACCUACCACCAGGUGGUCGUGCACUCCCGGGUGCACAAGCGGGACCGCAAGGGGGACGAGGACGGACUGCACGCCUGCCUGGACGAGAGGCGUGGCUCUGGCAGUGACCAGGAGUCCCAGUCGGUGAGCCGCUCCACCACACCAGGCUCUUCCAACGUCACCGAGGAGAGCGGGGCCGGUGGCGGCCUCUCACAGCCCGGGAGUGCCCAGGAGGACAGCCCACACCCCUCCUCACCGUCCUCCUCAGACAUUGGCGAGGAGGCUGGGAGACCGGCCGGCAUCCAGCAGCCAGCGCUGCUCCGGGACCGGAGCCUGGGCUCAGCCAUGAAGGACUGCCCUUACUGCGGGAAAACGUUCCGGACGUCACACCACCUGAAGGUCCACCUGCGGAUCCACACAGUGGGUGCCCACCCCGUCCCCAGCAGGAGGAAAGGAAGUGACAGGCACCCACACGCAGUGCUGACGCAGCCUCCCGGCGACGUGAAAGGUGAGAAACCCUACAAAUGCCCGCACUGUGACUAUGCCGGUACCCAGUCAGCGUCUCUGAAGUACCACCUAGAGAGACACCAUCGGGAGAGACAGAACGGGGCUGGGGCUCUGUCUGCGCAGCCCUCAAGCCAAGACCACAAGGAUGAAAUGUCCAGCAAGGCAUCCUUGUUUAUCAGACCAGACAUCCUCAGGGGUGCCUUUAAGGGCCUCCCUGGCAUCGACUUUCGAGGGGCCCCUGCCUCUCAGCACUGGACCUUGGGAGUGCUCUCCGGAGACCAUUUGGGGCAGGCCACGGGCAUGUCCUCCGAGACACCGUCAGAUCCUCUGAAAGGUGCUGCCCUUCCUUCCAAAAGCCCCCACUUCUCUGAAAUCGGAAGAGCCUAUCAAAGCAUGGUGGGCAAUGGGGUGAAUUUCCAAGGGUCCUUACAAGCAUUCAUGGACAGCUUUGUCCUCAGCUCCUUGAAGAAGGAGAAGGACAUGAAGGACAAAGCCCUGUCUGAGCCGCAUUCCAUGAAAGCUCACGGGGCAGAGGGUGGCGAGGAGAAGCCUAGCGGUAAACCCUUACCGAGGAAGUCGGAGAAGUCUCAGUAUGAGCCUCUGGACUUGUCUGUGAGGCCCGAUGCUGCCGCCCUCCCAGGCUCCUCGGUGACUGUCCAAGACAAUGUGGCAUGGCAUGCCUGCUUGUUUUGCUCUUUCACGACGUCCUCCAUGGAGCUGAUGGCCCUUCACCUCCAGGCCAACCACCUCGGCAAGGCCAAACGCAAAGACAAUGCCCUGGGGCCACCCAUCAAUUGCAAAGACCCAGCCAGGACGGGCAGCAAAGUGGCGCAGCUGCCCACGGCACAGUCAAACAAGGAGCUGGGCCUUUCCCACACCGUGGGCCUGCUAGACUCUGCUUCCGAGAAGAUGGCCCCAGGGCAGGUCAAGGAGCCCCUGGUGGAGCCCAAGAACAGCCCUUGGUCUGGCCCCGUCGACCCUGCCUUUUGCAACUUCCCGUCAGACUUCUACAAGCAGUUUAGUGUUUAUCCGAGCCUGGCCGGCUCGGGAGCCUCCAGCACCUGCCCCGGCAGCGAGCCUGAUGGGAAGGCCCACCCAGAAGAUGACGCCCCCAUCCUGAUCCCUGAGAACAUGACCAAGACCGUGACUGAUGACCUGUCCGACGUGGCUUCUUCAGAGGACAUGGACUCCUCCAAGGGCGAGAACAAUGAAGAAGACGAUAUUGACACUGAACCCGAAAUGAUGACCAAGCCCCUGUCUACCCUGAGCAAGGACAGCGGCAGUGAUGGAGGGGACAGUCUGCUGCCCACGGGGACCCCCCAGCCCAACCAGGGACUCAUGUCACCUUUACCCCAAGCAUCGGAGAAGCAGUGGCACAACCCCAGCCUCCUCCCAGCCCAGGAGACCUCUGUGGGCCUGCCUAAGCCGGAGCGGGGGCCCCUGGGCCUGGAGAAACCCAUGAACAUGCUGUCGGUCCUCAGGACCUACAGCGCCGAUGGCUUAGCAGCCUUUAACGGACUUGCAAGUAGCACAUCAAAUUCUGGAUGUAUCAAGAGGCCAGACUUGUGUGGUAAGUGACAACCCCCUGUUGUAGUCCUUCUCUCUGGACUUGCCCUUGUCUGUCCGUGCUCCUCGGUGGUUCUCUGCAGCUUGUUUCCUGUGUACAGUCAAGAGAAGAAUGUAGACACAUAUGUGUGUUGAAUCAAUAAUUACUAUUGGCAUAGGUAUGUGUAUACACAUGGCACACCAACCUACAGUAUAUAUAGCAAAUCAUCCUAGAGGCUAAAAAUACUGCCCCAUAUGUCCCUCUAUUAGUCAUGGAUUACCAAGGCUUAGUAACUGGAACAGGAGAGGAAAGCCCCUCAAACCCUUAAAUCCUGAGUGACAGAUGCUGGUGGAUUGGCGGUCACUUCACCGGGGAACAGCCUGACUCGGGGUCUCUUCUGCAAGCUCGCCACCAGCCGCGAGAGGUGGACCCCGGAUGGUCUCAAUGGCAUUACUGCUGAUAUCUGAUCUGUCCUGUAUUUUGUAAUGCUUUUAGAUGAAUACCGAAAAGUGCAGUACUUUCUCUUUCUCCAUAGUAUUUAAGCAGUAAUAUUGCUAGUUUAAUAUUGUGUCAGGUCGUUAUAUUAACCAGGAACAAAUGACAGUGAAAUUAGAGCCUUGACAUCUGCAAUUUUCAAAAAAAGAAAAAAAAAUACGGUGAUUGAAGCAAAAUGUGUAAACUUGUACUGGGUUAUCGUGUGCUUUGGAAUAGAGUAUUGUUGAAGUAAUUAGAAGAUAUAUUAAGGUGUUCCUGGUAAUGAAGGCAUGUAAGUUAUAAUAAUUGUAGCUUUCUGAAUAAGUGUCAAACUAUAUCUUUAAGUGUGCUGUAUGCUGAGUUACAAGUUAGGUCAUUUAUGAAUGAAAUGUAAAACAAUACUAAAACUGCUUCAAUAACUUAUCUUGGUCUUGCUAAUAAAAAAAAAGCUGUGAAACAUUA
This is a messenger RNA of Echinops telfairi (small Madagascar hedgehog), 5140 nucleotides long. It is a transcript of the gene ZNF536, whose product is annotated as zinc finger protein 536. NCBI's taxonomy places the organism in Eukaryota, Metazoa, Chordata, Mammalia, Afrosoricida, Tenrecidae. Bases 250 to 4236 code for a protein of 1328 amino acids. The transcript is spliced from 6 exons. Gene Ontology annotation, molecular function: DNA-binding transcription factor activity, RNA polymerase II-specific; RNA polymerase II cis-regulatory region sequence-specific DNA binding. The record is from RefSeq and is a predicted model, not a curated record. Gene Ontology annotation, biological process: regulation of DNA-templated transcription. Gene Ontology annotation, cellular component: nucleus.